Macrosiphum euphorbiae (potato aphid) is the source of this 807-nucleotide messenger RNA. The record is from the annotation of a GenBank genome assembly. NCBI's taxonomy places the organism in Eukaryota, Metazoa, Arthropoda, Insecta, Hemiptera, Aphididae.
AUGUCGCUGAACACAGCUCAUGUGCAAGGUGGCGGUUGCCUGAUACACGCAGGCGAAUGCAUUAUUUUGUUUACUGAUGCUGUUACCAUUGACUUUCACGGCCAAGAUGGCAGAGCAUUUCAUGGAUCUAAAGUGGGAAAACUUUUUUUAACUACUCAUCGUUUGAUUUUCAUCAACAAAUCUGACAAAGACGAGCUUUUAUCAUUUAGUAUGCCAUUUGUUACUCUUAAAGAUGUUGAAUUGGAGCAACCAGUUUUUGGUUCAAACUAUAUAAAAGGUAAAGUACGUGCUCAGCCUAAUGGAAACUGGGUAGGUGAAGCAAAAUUCAAAUUGAUAUUUAAGAAGGGAGGUGCAAUUGAUUUUGGAAGAGCAAUGUUAAGAGCAGCAUCAAUGGCUAAUAGUAACUAUCCUGAAAUGGAUAAUCCGCCGGCCUACGCUCCACCUGAAGGUCCAUACUAUAUGGCUGAUGUUCCGUACGGUGUACCUCCUCCUGGCUACUAUGGAUGGAUGCCUUCAACUGCAGCUUUCCCAGAUGCACCACCUCCUCAAUCUGUCUAUAGAACCGAUAUGCCUCCACCAUAUCCAGGUAUUAUUGGUUUCACUGGUAAUCCAGGUUAUGCAAGCGCUCCACCCGCACAAACAGCUCCACCUCCACAACUUUUUAAUGGACAAGAUGCAAAAGCAGCAGAAGCAGCACAAAGUGCAUACUUUGAUCCCAACAGGCCACAGAUGGCUUAUGUUCCACCACCAUCAUACUAUGAACUUCCUCCACCUUACAAAGAAGCCGAAAAUAAGAAGAACGAUUAA